This is a messenger RNA of Triplophysa dalaica, 12329 nucleotides long. RefSeq names its product thyrotropin-releasing hormone-degrading ectoenzyme-like. Bases 7476 to 10457 code for a protein of 993 amino acids. The record is from RefSeq and is a predicted model, not a curated record. Gene Ontology annotation, biological process: proteolysis; peptide catabolic process. The transcript is spliced from 20 exons. NCBI's taxonomy places the organism in Eukaryota, Metazoa, Chordata, Actinopteri, Cypriniformes, Nemacheilidae. Gene Ontology annotation, cellular component: cytoplasm. Gene Ontology annotation, molecular function: zinc ion binding; peptide binding; metalloaminopeptidase activity.
UGUGUGCGUUUGUGUUGAAAAAAGUGUGUUUUUACAUAGUCCUGGUUGUGUAGAUACAAAAAUAGUUGAUCAGACCAGCCCACACAACACACAUAACACUCAUAGCCCCUCAUUGAUAGGGGCACAUGUGCUCAUGAUGGAGAAAAGGAUACUGUGUAUAUAGACUUUUGUGUAUAUUCACAAAAAAGUUUUGUCUCUACAAGCAGAACUAUGAGUUAAUAACAAGUGAAUAUUUCAGCAAACGUCACUGUUAUUCUAUCACUUGUGGCUGAAUUAGAAACACAUCAGGUUCAUGAAAAGGUGAAGAGGUUCUGAUAUACCUAAUAAGCUCAUAACAAAAUGAUUUUGUUCUCCAAGAAGCCUAGUGACAUUUAAUCCAUUUCCUGCGGAGGUAGAGAAGAGAUUGAGCGAAUUUAAUCAAAGUAUUUCAACACCAGGCUGAAGGACAAAGUACAACCUCGGGUCUGAAACUUACUGUGAUUGUUUAUGAAACCUAAGAAUUAGAGAUCACAGAACACUGAAUGAUACAAUUAUUGCAACCACCUAUUAAAUUAGGAAGACAAAACAACAAGUGAUAAUGUGCGUUUGACAAUAAGAGAGACCCACGUAGUGGAGAACUCAAUACAGCGAAGCCCACUAGGUGCGGUAGAGGCCAUCUUGUAGGAGGGUGUGGGAGCACAGAAGUCAAUUUUUGUGAUGAAUUGAGCGGAAGGGAGAGGUUUGUCUCGCUCUUGGGAUUUAUAGAUGCUUGGCAGGUCACUGCAUGGAUGAGCCACUGAUCAUCCCUAAAUCCUGACCAAGCAAAGCAUCUCAUCAUCACUAUAAGCUUCCCGGGCAGCAUCUAGUUUGUGUCUUGAAAAAAAGAAGGACAGAGCAUUAGUUUCACUCCCCUUUAAACUCAUCUGAGCAGAGUUAGAUUCAUGCUCAGAAGGGCGUAAAGUUAAUGGCUUCGUCUUCAGGUGUGCUCGGUUAUGGUUUUCACAGGCAAUACUUUUGGUUUUCAAUUUCAAACGUUUGACACAUAACAGAUUAAUCUUCAUUAUCAAGAUAUGGUUAAAUAGUGUGUCACUUGCAUGUCUAGAUCUGAGAUCCUUGAGAUGCUCCAGAUCUGCAGCAAUAGAGAAGGCCACAUAGAUAGAAAUGUGAGGUUACUUGUUAUCUCUACUUAAAUCGGUAGGUUUUAUCAAUGAAUCUGUUUUUCGUUUAACCGCUAAGCUCUGUUGCUCUUUAAAUUGACAGCUGCUGUUGACUGAAGCCAAACAGAGACAGAAAUUGAUAUGCUUCUUCAUUAUGUAACAGAUCCUUGAAAUUACAUUUUUUAGCUGUUUAUUUUACCACAUAAGCAAGAGUUUCUUUUUGCAGUAAGAGGCAUCACUCGAUAAAAUCUGAUGGUUUUCUCAGUCAAUAGAGGUCGGACCUGUCAAUCACAAACUAGCAUUCUGCCCUCAGAUGUUGAGCUUUAUCGUUUGUUCAUUGAACUGGGUUUAUUGAUGACCUAUUGUGUUGAAAGACCUCGGCACUUUGUCAAACAAAGAAUGCCAAUUGAACUGUGUUAGAUAGGGCUCAUGUUAUUGUAUAUUACUUUUUGCUUCUAUUGAUUGUAGCUGAGCAUACCUCAGCACAAACUCAAACCCUCUCCUCAAACUCAAUAGCUCAUCACAAUCCUGGCCACUGAUAGAAGCCCCGGGUACAUUUACUAGCAGAUUUAGCUGCCCAGAUUGUUUCUGAUCUCGGUUAGAUUAUAACUUUUUGUCUAGGUAGAAGGUUUAAGAGUCUAGUCGAUGGAACACACAAAGUUUCAGGCCUGGGGACCAAGAAUGACACAGAAAUGCAGGUCACUCAAAGUCCAAUAGAUGAGAAUAAAUGAAGAAGUAAGGUAAUGUUCUGAUCCAGACACGUCGGAAAUAUCCAGACCUAAAUGAUAUUAUUUUCUGCUAAGGUUAGCACUAGGUUAGUACCUUGUUCUUAACAUCUGGAACAUACUGAUAUCUGGUACAAACACUUCAAGUCGUUACUCUAAGUGACACUUAUAAGUGAGAAACAUAAUCAGCAAGAUUUAAUGCAUUAAACAGUGUGGGACAGUAGGUGUUGGACACAGUCAAACCUAAAUUCUCACAGUCUCUUUCAGACAGAUGGUCAGAAACUACUCGGUAUAUUUCCAACAUCUUCCACUUGUGUUGCUUCAUAAAAUAAAAUAAAAUUACUAAUUACUUGUAUUGGUGUUUGUCAUUUUAAUGAUUGGUUGUGUUACUUGAAAAUGUUCUUCUGCUGAAAGUGCCUUAAAUUAUUUAAUCAGAGAUUUUGAAAAAAUAGAUUUGGAGCAGAGAUCAAACGUUAGCUUUAUUCAAGAACAGAUGGACAUAGUCUUUGCAGAAAUACUUAUUAAAGGGCUUAUUGUUGUCAAAGCAGAUUGUGUUGUUCACAUGCAAAACAUUUGCUUUUUUCAAUCUAUUUGGGACAAGGAAACUCAGUCAGUUAUCUAUUUUAUAAUUAAUAGAAGAGACGAGACUAAAAUUACUGUCAAGUGUUUACAACCAGAAAAAAACUACAAUACAACCAGAGAAAAACUAUUUCCAUGUGCUAGUAGAAAGAUCUGCUCAACUCUUCAGCUUCAGUCCAACACGUUUCAUGUAGUCCUUAUGAUAAUAGUGCAGGGAGAGAGAGAGAAUGAGAGAGAAUGAGAGAGAGAGAGAAAAGAAAAUAUACUCAUUUAGCUCUUAUGUCGUACUCUUAGUUCCAUGUAAGUGUUCAAUAAUCUUUUGAUUUCAUGUUAUCAGAAAUAAUAUACAGAUUGUAACUUAAAGAUAACGUGAAGAUGUGACAAUACAUCAAGAUUAUACUGCACUGUUGUUUUUCUCAUCUAACAAAUCUUUACGCCAAAUGACUUCAAUGAUUUUGACUAUUUGUUAAAUUCGUUGCUGUAAACUGGUUUUUAAGUUGCUUUGUAUGAAAGCAUCCGCGAAAUGACCAAAUGUAAAUUGAGCAGUUUCCAAUUUAUGUUUUGUUUUAUAGUUCAUUUUUUUAAGCAAAUCCACACCUUUAAUCGAAAAGUUUCCCAUACAAUAUAUUAAUUUUUAUCCAUUAUUUACUCAUCCCAUCCUAGUGUAUAUUACACUCUGUCUGCAGCUGUACACAAUUUGAGUCAUUUUGAAAAUGGCUCUUCACGGUGUUGUAAUGGCAUUGAAGAAAAAGAAAAUAAAAGGUGCAUAUAUCUAUCAUGAAUUAAGGUGACUCCAGGGUUUAUGAGGAGCAAACCAGUACAUUUGCUUGUAAAAAGAUUAAUACCAUACUUUAGCCGUAUUUAUCUAAGAUAGGCCGGCUAGACUUUGAAAAUGUACUGUAUAGGUGAAACAACUGCAUGCUUAAUGGUGUCACGCUGACUCCCUUUAUUUCACCGUGUAGUGAAUAAAUGAUAUAUUAAAAUCCAUUUUGGUGUAAUCUAUGCCUUUAAAGAGAUCCUAAUUUAGUCUAAUAGAGAAAAAUAAAAAAACACUGUUUUUAAAAGGACUCGAGUGUUAAAGGAAAGUUUCUUCUAUGACAUUGUGAAGCACCUUUAUUUUUAAGAAUGUCUACUAAUAGCAACUGCUUAGAUUUCAUUACACACUGUCAGCAGCACAAACAGUGUUGGAUGCUUAAAUCUGCUGUUGCCUAGACAACCAGAGGAGGGAAUUAUGCUAAAUAAUUGGUGGAGAAUGACAGGGAAAUCCGCAGCACAAACAAUUUACAGAUUGAACAGGUUUGCAGUGUCGCUAGGAGUUUGGUAAACGAAUCUUGGCUAGAAACGGAUCAGUCAGAACCACAGCUCACCAGAAUGCAAAGUUCUUCCAAUAACAGAAUGAAUGGUGAUAGACAUUUUCCUCUAAUGAAAUCUCAUUCGCUCCACUGAUGAAUUCCCUAAUAUGAUGCUCAGCGGGACUAUGUGAAUCGCCAUUAUGUCAAAAUCACAAGAACUCAGAGCCGCUGAAGACUGACUGACAGCGUGAUUGAGACUCCUGUGUGAGUUACGGAAGCAAUUGUUCUGUCUGUCUUAUGAAUCAGCGCUUGCUCUUUUCAAGUUGAGGAGUGUCAAAUAAUUGCCAAAAUGAGAUUUCAGUCCUCAUGAUGCUACACACAAAGAAUUUCUGUGUUCUAUAUUCAGAUUAUUAUAACUAACAAAAUGCAAUGCAUGAUAAUGAGGCAAUAUUUUUUGUAUAUGGUACUAACAUGCUUUUUUUAAUAAAGUAAAUGUUUAUUAUGUGUUUUUUUUAGCAACAAUAUUUCAACAAUAUUUCUUUAGAUGACUUGGAGUAGCACGCAAAUAACAUUGUAUUAGUAUAGAUCUUUUUGAUAACUUUAAACUAACAUUAUGUAAAAAAACUGUGUUUGUCAUUCUGAUAAAUGUUGGCAGACUAUAGAAUAUAUCACCUUAUAACUGUUGAAAAUAAAUAAAUAAAAUAUUUUAUAGCUAAUAGAUGUUGUUUAAAGUUUACAAAUUUAUAAUUUUUGCAUUUCAGCUUUUAAUCUACUUGCAUGUAAUGGCCCUUACUGUUUUAAAUGUGUGUCUGUUCAUCUCGUAUGGGGUUUUGUGAGGUCACAGUACAGUGACUCCUGCCUGUCAGCUGUUCUCAUGUAUAAGGCGGCGUUUGUCAGUUCACUUGUUUUUCAGCCCUCAUUUAAGCAGUUCACUUUAUAAGAGGCUGUGGAUCGAUGCAUCUGAUCCGACCGACAAAGUUAUUGACCCGGACUCAGACCCGACCAGUGCAUUUGUGAAGGGUUCUGUGAUGCUGCCUCAUGUCUCUGUAGUGCAAGGAAGCCUACGGGAUUCUGGGUAACAGGUAGCUGUUGACAUCAACUUUCUGAUCCAGUAACAGUGCUUUCUCCUCAGGCGUGUUUCACUUCACCGUUGCUCUCACAGCCUGUUCUGUUUUGAUGAAAGCUUUUCAUUUAAUGCUGCUUUACCAAAUUCAUUCGCAUUAUGAGCUAAAAAAUUGUUAAGCGCUGCUGGUAUGAAUGAGCGUUUUAUUACAUUCAGGUCUCUGAAAAUCGCAAUAAAUUAAAUGCUCAUGGACAUCAAUCUACUCGGGAAUAAAAGCAUUUAGAUUAAGCCUGGCUCAGACUACAGGAGUUUUAAAAUCCUGACAGAUUUUAAAUCUGGUUGCAGCUCACACAUGAGGAGAAUCUUGCCAGAUUCUCUUAUGUACAAUCCUAAACCUGGCUCAGACUACAGGAGUUUUAAAAUCCUGACAGAUUUGAAAUUCUGGUUGCAGCUCACACAUAAGGAGAAUCUUAUCAGAUUCUCUUAUGUAAAAUCUUAAACCUGCCAUUACAUCUACAUUUGAAUCUCUUUUUCAAGCACUACAAAAAUAGGUUUGCCCUUUGUGAAUGUGAAAUGUCCAGAGAAGAAAACGUUGGGGGUAAAGUUGUGUUGCAGAACACAAAAGAAGAUAUUCUGAAGAAAGUUGGUAACUCAACAGCUGUCACGGAUAGCAGAGAGAAAACAAGGAGCGAAAAGUCCAAACAGAACACAUUAAGUUAAAUCCAGGUAAAGCGACACAUGAGGGACAACAUACAAGAACGAUACACACCAGACAACUGAACACAAGGGCUAUAUAUACACAGAUGAAGGGACAAACAGGUAAUGAGGCACAGGUGAAACCUUGAUAACGAGACAAAGCAUAAUGGGAACUGAAGUCCUUACAAAACACAGACAGAACACAGAAUAGCAUGGCGCCCACAGGUGGCGAACCAAGCGCCAGCAACGGGGGUGACAACAGCACUGGACACAAAACCAAUGCAAGUGAAUGAGUUAAUAACAUUCCUCAAAAUAUAUUUUGUGUUCUGCGAGACAGCAAGUCAUACAGGUUUGAAAUGACAAAUGGGUGAGUUAAAGAUGACAGGAUUUUUAUUUUUGGUUGAAUUAUCCUUGGUUUAAAAUUAUUUUCUUUGGUUACCAAAAGUUUAGGGAGGGGUUCACCUAUAUUGUUUUACUUUUAUUUUCACCUCUUUGAUUCUUCACUUCGUUUACUACUUAUUAAAUGUUGUAAUAUUUGUUUUAUUGUUGUGCCUAAAUAAUUAUGUUACUUCUAGUCUGUAGGGGGAGGUAUGUCUCUGCUCUGCUUGUACUGUACAGUUACCUACAUUAUAAAAUUACUACUUUUUCUGUUUCACUCUCAGAGUCUCUGUGGUGGUUCAAAGAUGCCCUCCAGGACCUUCUGGCAAACAGACAUAUGUUUCUUCUUUUCGUUUGUCCCAAUGAUGUUACAACCAUUCUAGGGCAUUUCAUUUCUGACAUUUUAGAUGGUUUAGAGAGUGUACAGGACAAAAAUUUACUUACAUUUAAAUGUUGUGUUCCUACUGUAGACCAUCAUUACAAGAUAUUUACCAUUAACAUUUGUUUAUUAGAGAGUAUCAAUGCGUAAACUAAUAAACACAGCUUCCCCUUCGCUGUUUAAUCUAUUGUCUCAACACAUGCUUACCACUCUCUUAUUAUGCAGUUUAACCAGACAUGGCAAUGGAUGAAAAUAAACAGUAUUCUUUAUCAAACAGACUUUGAAAACAAAUGUGUGUUGGCAAAGUUCCUAUAUCAAAAUGUAAAGGAAAAAUGCAAUGUAAGGAUAAAAGCGUAAAUUGUAAAUGUAAAUUUAAAGUGAGAGUUGGUCUUUAGAUGUCUGUGUGUUGAUCAUUGAUUAAAGCAUUUAUUGAUGAAAGAUAGAAAGUAUCAAAAGGGACCAACCAGAGAUGUUUCAGGCAGUACUAUUUUUCUUCAGAAAAUGUAGCGGUACAUAAAUGACACCCUUCAUAAUUUGGUUCGUGUUUAUAUCAGCACCAUGGACAGCAGCCUUCAAUUACUAACUGCACAUUAUUAAUGUUUCAUUGUGUCAGGGUUUAUAACAAUGAUGCCCACCACACAUAAUGAAACACUGACAACUCCGUAUAGAUUAUAACAUUUAUUCUUCAAUUGAAAUGAUUUUGUUGUGUGCCGUGUAAUAACCACUGUGUUGAAAGUAUUGUCACAGCUCAUCUUUAAGAUUUGUCAGGUACAUGUCUCAAUUCCAUUUUCUUUUGCGUUUAAUUGUUUGUAUUUUUAUUGUUGGACAGAUUACCGAUUCCACAUUCAUGCAAUUCAGCUAUUUUGUUUACGAAGGAGAAAAUAUCUUGUAUGUCUGUAUUUCACUGUUCAAUUAGUGACAAUGAAGCUGAAUACGCAAAAAAUCUGAUAGAUUGUGCGCGGCUGCGCACAGAGGGAGAGAGAGAGAGAGAGAGAGAGAGAGAGAGAGAGAGAGAGAGAGAGACCCAUUGGUAUAGAGGGAGGACACAGAGGGAGAAUGCGAUAAGGAUGGAGGCAUGGCAAAAGAAAGGAGAGAACCGAAAUUCACAACACUUUUGAAUAGUCAUGAAGCAGUUGUGGAACUUAAUACACAUCAGGCUCAUGUCAGAGGAGAAGUCGCGGAUUUGCGGUAUGAAUCCGUCUGCAUUUGAAGUGAACGCUCGUGCUUAUGGGGUUUGAGGACAUGAACAUGAUGAACGGACGGGCUUUGUCCGAUCAGUGGGCCGACAGCGUGGUGGUCCGACCACGGACCACCGAACAGCACAUCACGGUGCACAAGAGACUGGUGCUGGGCUUCGCCAUCUCCAUCAUCACCCUCAUCAUCGUCACGGUCAUCGCCAUCACGCUCAGCGUCAGCUUCGAGAGAUGCGCCACGGAGAGCAGCGGGACUCUGGCCGGUAACGGCUCCAGUAACAAGUCCAGUCAGUCCCGGGACAGAAGCAUCAGUCAAAGAGAAUCAGAGGAUGGCCAACAGCCCUGGAGACACCUGCGCUUACCGGCCACCCUGCGCCCUCGCCACUACGACCUCAGACUGUCCGUGUACAUGGAUAAUUUCACGUUCUCCGGUGAAGUGAACAUUGAGUUUGAAUGCGUGAACUCCACUAAGUUCAUCGUGUUGCACACAGACAGACUGGAGGUGAAUAAAGUGCAGGUGUAUUCAGACAGUAAGAAAACAGGCGUCAUGAGGAUCCACCGACGCUUUUACCACCAACCCAACCAGGUGUAUGUGAUCGCGCUCAACAGAGAGAUGAAGCCCCUCAGAACAUAUAAGAUCAACAUCACGUUUGAAGCGCAGAUUGAAAAUGAACUCUUGGGAUUUUUUCGCAGUUCAUACAUGCUGCACGGUGAAAGAAGGUAUCUGGCUGUGACGCAGUUCUCUCCCACUCAUGCCAGAAAGGCCUUCCCGUGUUUCGACGAGCCCAUUUAUAAAGCCACAUUCAGAGUGAGUUUGAGACACGAGAGCUCGUAUCAGUCGCUGUCCAACAUGCCAGUGGAGGCGUCUACAUUUGAUGAGGACGGAUGGGUGACCAACCAUUUCUCCAGGACGCCCCGUAUGUCCACAUACUACCUGGCCUGGGCGGUGUGCAACUUCACCUACAGAGAAGCAGUAACAGAUAAUGGAGUUGUGAUUCGGCUGUACGCCAGACCCGACGCCAUCCAUAGCGGAUCUGGAGACUACGCACUGCACAUCACCAAGAGACUCCUGCAGUUCUACGAGGAUUACUUCAAAGUCAAAUAUUCCCUCCCUAAACUAGAUCUGCUGGCAGUUCCCAAGCAUCCGUAUGCAGCCAUGGAGAACUGGGGUCUGAGUGUGUUUGUGGAGCAGAAGAUCUUGUUGGAUCCUGACGUCUCUUCCUUCUCCUAUCAGAUGGAGCUCACCAUGGUGGUGGUGCACGAGAUCUGCCAUCAGUGGUUUGGAGAUCUGGUCACACCAGUUUGGUGGGAGGACGUUUGGCUAAAGGAGGGAUUUGCUCAUUUCUUUGAGUACAUUGGGACUGACUUCCUCUUUCCAAAGUGGAACAUGGAGAAACAGAGAUUUCUGACUGAUGUUCUACAUGAGGUGAUGUUAUUGGACGGUUUGGCUAAUUCUCAUCCAAUCUCUCAAGAAGUGUAUGAAGCAACAGACAUUGACAGGGUGUUUGACUGGAUUGCGUAUAAGAAGGGAGCCGCUCUGAUCCGCAUGCUGGCUCAUGUCAUGGGACAGCCGGCAUUCCAGAGAGGACUCAAUGAUUACUUGAUGACGUACAUGUACGGGAACGCAGCGAGAGAUGACUUGUGGAACACAUUCUCUGAGGCCAUGCGGAGGGAGGGGAAGGACAUCAACAUCACAGAGUUCAUGGACCGUUGGACCCUGCAGAUGGGUUACCCUGUCGUCACCAUCAGCAAGAAUGACAGUCUUGACAACACUGUCACCAUCUCCCAGGAGCACUUUGUGUAUGACAUAGAUGCCAAGAUCCGGGAUCCCGAGCUGUUCAAUAAAAGCUUCCAGUGGCAAAUCCCCCUGACGCUCACAGUGGGAAACUCUAGUCACAUAUCAAAAGAAAACAUUAUUUGGAUCUGUAAUCAAACAGAGAUGCACAGAGUCGGUCACAUGGAUGGUGAGACGUGGUUACUGGGUAACAUCAAUCAAACGGGAUACUUUAGAGUGAAUUAUGACCUGCACAACUGGAGACUUCUCAUUCAACAACUCAUGACCAACCCAACGAUCAUCUCUGUGGGAAACAGGGCCGGUCUGAUAGAUGAUGUCUUUAACUUGGCGAGGGCGGGCUAUCUGCCUCAAAACAUCCCUCUUCAGAUCAUCUCAUAUUUGUCUCAGGAGAGCGAGUUUCUGCCCUGGCAUGCUGCAAGUCGAGCUCUUUACCAGCUGGACAAACUCCUGGACAGCACCAAAGACCACAGCCUCUUCAGCGAUUAUGUGCUGAAACAGGUUUCACCAAAGUACCACAAGAUGGGCUGGCCGACCACUUUCUCCGACGGCUCCUUCACGCAGGCUGCUUAUCAGAGCCAAGAGUUGCAGAGAGAGGUGAUCAUGCUGGCGUGUAGCUUUGGAAACAAACACUGUCACCAUCAAGCCGUGUCUCUCAUUUCAGACUGGAUUUCCAGCAACAAGAACAGGAUUCCACCCAAUGUGCGGGACAUCGUGUACUGCACAGCCGUGUCUCUGAUGGACGAAGACGUGUGGGAGUUCAUCUGGAUGAAGUUUCACUCCACCACCGCCGUCUCUGAGAAGAAGAUUCUUCUGGAGGCCUUGACCUGCAGCGACAACAUCUACCUGCUCAACAGGCUUCUGAAUCUGUCUCUGUCCUCUGACAUGGUGCCGGAUCAGGACGUGAUCGAUGUCAUCAUACACGUGGCUCGCAAUCCACUCGGAAGACAUUUAGCAUGGAGAUAUUUCAGAGAGAAGUGGGACAUAUUGAAUUCCAGGUACGGGGAAGCUUUAUUUAUGAACUCAAAAUUAAUAAGCGGCGUGACAGAGUUUCUCAACACAGAGAACGAGUUGAAUGAGUUAAAAUAUUUCAUCCUGACCUGCGGGGGAGCGGCGGCACCUGCGUUCGCUCGGGCCGUCGAGAUCGUUCAAGCUAACGUAAAGUGGCGCACGUUGUUCGAGCAACAGUUCUACCAAUGGCUGCGAAAAGCUCCGGAAGGUUAACGCGACAUCAAGCACGGAACCUUCUAUGAGCGUGGAAGCUCUAUCAGACAUUUCAAGGCCAGUAACUCGCGAAGACUUAAACAAUGUUUAAAAACACAUUUCUGGAUCAUGAGCAUCUGAAAUCAAGACGAAGAUAUUCAACUGCUUAAAAUUUGUCAUCUGUCUGCCAAAGCGGAAGUAUGCAUGAAAAUGCCCUGCCGGAUAAAAAGGAGGAAAUCUUAAAAAAUCGUAAUUUUAGAACAAGCUCCUUUCUUUUGACCAUGUCUAUGUACUUUGGGGUCUGACACAGCCGCACCGCCUCAAAUGAUAACAUCAGCGAGCACAACAGCGUCGCCCUGCUGCCCAGCAUGCUCGCAGCAAACAAAAAAGCUGCUGCUGUACCGAAGUAUAAGGUCCUCUUUGCUUUCUUGCACAAUCGUUAUGUUUAGCACAAUAUUUAAUGACUUGAGACCAUAUCUACCAUCAUCAAAUAGUUGAAUAAAGAUGAGCGCAGUUGGAUAGCGCAUAAAAUAGGCUUUGAAAAUGUUAUUUCGAUGACAUUUAUACCUGGAGCUGUUUUAUACAGGGUCAAUUUAUGCGCAGAGUACAUUUUUUGCCAGAGGCGUGCGUUUUCCGUUCUUGUACCGUAAAACUCAGUGGUAUCGUGUGUGAAUGACAUUAUAAGUAUGGUCAUUUUAUGCAGAUUGGUUGCAUAAUAAAAAUGCAUUGUGGGCUCUAUGUAUGAGUAUGUUUUACAGUAGAAGUGAUGGAGAAUUAUGCCUGACUGCACAUUUAUCUUUCAUAGAUAGGGUUUGGAUAAUAUAAAGAAAUUAUAAAAGAACUCAGACCUAAAGAUACGUAGUAAUGUAUAAUGCAUAUACAUGUGCAUACACACCGGCCACUUUAUUAGGUUCAUCUUGUCAAUUGCUAUUUUUAAAUAUCGAAUCAGCCGAUCAUGGGGAAGAAAGACAGAUGGUCAAGAGGAUCUUCAAAAUGGGGAAAGGGAGGAAAAUCGAUUUCCCAUUUCGUGAUUUUCAAUGCAGCGUAGUUGUUGGAGUUGUUCUAAAACUGCCAGUUAAUUGGUAUUUCCACACGUGAAGCUCAGUUUAUAUCAGACUGGAUUUUAAAUUGUACGCGGAUGGCCUCCACAGUCGCCAGAUCUCAAAAACAGGGGAUUCGCUGUCAUGAAUCAGCAACACAUCUGCGGCAACCGUGUGACGCUAUCACGCCAACGCCAUAAAGGUCUCGGAGGAAUUUUUCCAGCAAUGUUGAAUUUAUGCCACAGAUGUCAAAUACUGUGUAUGGGUCACUUACAUUACAGAUUCAGAUUUUUCUUAUUUUCAAUUCAUACAAAUACAGUUAUGUACGUUAAAUCCAUUUUCUGCUCUGAAUUUUAAGUUAUUAUUUUUUCUUUAAAAUUCUGAAACUAACGACUACUGUUUUGUUACGUUGCAUCAUUUAUUUUUAUAGUAAUGACGUUUGUUGUUAAAUAUCAAUAUUUCAAAAUUAAAUCUGCCAAAUCAAAUAUGUCACUGUGGCAAAUUCAUUUUUGGUGUAAUUCUUUUUCGUUUAAAUGAUAUUGAUGCAAAAUGAUCAGUAUUAACUCCAAAAUAUUAUUUUAUCUCCGGUCAUCUUAAACAUGUCUUUGUCUUCGACCGGUAUACACAUUUGUUUUCACUGGUGUGCGGACACUUACAGCGCUUUUUCUUGACGUAGCUGUUUUCAGUUCAUUUCGAAGAAAUGUGUGCUCGUCAAGCAAAUGAGGAUUAUGUCCUGAGGAUUAUUUGUAUCUGUUUAAUUAUUCUGCAUUUUAAUGUAUCUUUGCAAACGUGUAAAGUAGUAAAAAUAACUGGGCAAUCAGGGCCUUUUCUACCUCGAUCUACACAUCUUUUA